AUGACCAAGGCCCCUUUCUCUGUGGAGUGGCUGUCCCAGAGCAGCCAGGCCCCCAAAAGUCCCACCCAGGGCACCCCGCACCGAUCAUCGCCCUCGGCCGCCGUCCGCCGUCUCGCCUCGAGCUCCAGACCCGGACUGAGCGAACGGAGCAAGGAGAAAGGCGCCGGGAAAGGCAGGGAGCCUUCGGCAACACCCCCCGCUGCAGGUGCAGUGGGGCAACCGCAAGAGGAGCGGGGCCGCGAGUGCUCGUGCCCCGAGGAGCCGAGGGGCGGCCGGCGGCUGCGCACGGCGUUCAGCGCCGAGCAGAUCAGCACCCUGGAAAGCUCCUUUCAGAGGCACCGCUACCUGGGCGCCGCCGAGCGCCGCAAGCUGGCGGGCAGGAUGCGGCUCUCCGAGGUGCAGAUCAAGACCUGGUUUCAGAACCGCCGAAUGAAGCUCAAGAGGCAACUGCAAGAGUUGAGACCGGAGCCUUUCUGUACUCCAGCGCUCCCUUUCAGACCUCAGGUGUCCCUACCAGUCACCUACAUGGCCCGGCCGCCGCCUCUACCCGGGCAUGAGGCUGCCCCGGGGGGCUUUGCCUUGGCGGCGUUGCCAGCACCUGCCCUGGACAUCAGCAGUGCCUGCAGAGCACAGCCUGCGUUUGGUGGGGAACUGAUCCCGGCAGCGGAUUGGAAUUCGGGAGGUGAGGUGUUUAAGUUCCCAUUUCAGCUCUCAGUUACUCUUCCUGGGCAAUCGCGAACAGCUGCGGAGGUGUCACCGAUCCCUGGGCAGCGCGGAGUGGCGUGCGUGGGAACUGGGUUCCUGCUCCGAUUUGCACUGGCUCGCACCGAGGCUAUCUCGGCGCUUUGUCCCUCCGUUGAGCAAAGAGCUGAAUGGGAAUUCCGUGAUAAAUCGCUUUUAAUGCAAAGCGCGCGUUUGGUCCCACAGUGCUGA
Messenger RNA from Centrocercus urophasianus (Greater sage-grouse), 933 nucleotides. RefSeq names its product homeobox protein vex1-like. Bases 1 to 933 code for a protein of 310 amino acids. Gene Ontology annotation, biological process: regulation of transcription by RNA polymerase II. The transcript is spliced from 4 exons. Lineage: Eukaryota; Metazoa; Chordata; Aves; Galliformes; Phasianidae. The record is from RefSeq and is a predicted model, not a curated record. Gene Ontology annotation, molecular function: DNA-binding transcription factor activity, RNA polymerase II-specific; RNA polymerase II cis-regulatory region sequence-specific DNA binding.